Symbiodinium sp. CCMP2592 is the source of this 2004-nucleotide messenger RNA. Lineage: Eukaryota; Dinophyceae; Suessiales; Symbiodiniaceae. The record is from the annotation of a GenBank genome assembly.
AUGGUGAAAACUUGCCCUACGGCUCGAUUGGGGGGUGACCUCCCAAUCCCCUACAUCGGGACGAUGUCCGGAGCCUUGCCAAAGCCAGAUGCCCUGCGCCCGAGGUUGGUGGCGAUGGAGCUGGGCAUGCGCUGGGUUCCCGGCUGGCAGCCGUUGGACGGUCCUCAGGCGGUGCUGCCCACCGCCCUGGAGAUGCCGGACGACGCGGCUAUGACGGCUCGUCAAAUCGAUGCGCUCAUCGUCGGCGUCCUAACCGUCGGCCUGGCCGUCGUGGCGGCAUCCGUGCCAGUCGCGCUGGUGUCCUUGUUGGCAUCCGUGGGAUCUUCGACAGGGUCAAUAGAAGAAGACGACCGUCUCUUAUCCCGGGCCGAAGCGGGCGGAGGCAAGGCAUCUCAGGACGAAGAGGAGGAGUUCGAGAUGCAGCUGGGCCCCGUCAAGACGGCAAUAUUUGCAGUCUACUAUGUCUGCAACAUCAUCUUUUUGCUGGUGCUGACCUCCUGGUCCAAAGCGGAGAACUUGAUGUUGGGCGGGGCGGGGCUGGCCUGGGAAGUGAUAUGGAUGUGGCUGGUGGUCGUCCUUGCCACGGAUGUGCUGGGGUACUUCUUCCGCGCGGUGCAGGCGGCGAUCAUGAAGCGCCAGAUCAACCUUAUGGACCCAGCGAUGUCGAUGGUCAUGAGCGUGUUGCCCGUUCUUGGGCCAAGGGUCGACCUGUUAAAGGAUUGCCUUUUCGCUGGCGCCGUGUUUCAGCUCGCGGUCUGCCAACCUGACGACUCGUGGAGGCGCACGGCAGGCUUUUGGGUUGGGAACGCCGCGCUCCUGACCAUCUUCCUGCCGGCGCCGUUCUUGUUCCGGUUCGAAACGACAAGGAGGGACCUGGCGGCUGAGUUUUGGCCGGCGUUGGUUGCCCGCCUUCGAGUGAGCAAGGCGGCGACGGGACAGCAGGAGCGCCAGCCUCAAGCGGUGAAGGAAAAGUCAAUGUGGGAGAAGGCCAUGGGCUUCGCGGUGCCCAAGCUUGUGGCCCAGUGCACAACCUCGCGCUUGUGGACAGCUUUGGGCGAAGACUUGCCGCAAGCCAUUCUGGCGAUCGCUGCAAUGGUGGUGUUCGAGCAGUACUCCGGCAUGCUGCUUGUGAACCUCGUCGUUUCCGGUGGCAAGAUCGCUGCUGUCUUCAUCUUGAGGGUUUUCAUCUGGGAGUUGGAGCUCUACCUCGUGGAUCCGGUCACCUGUGCCGCCUUUGCGGUGAGCCACGGCAGAGGUGAGGAGGCGCUCCACGAUGUCAUCCAGCGAGGCUGGGCGGACUUCGUGGCCGCGCUGCUCAGCGCUGGCGUCGACAAGGACGCCAUGCACAACAAGGGCCCGGAACCUGGGAGGGGCUGCUGCAGAGCGGUUUCUAGCGGUGACCUCCCCGAAAAAAUCGCACGAAGAAGGGAGGGCAGAGCUCUGCUGUUUCUAGAGGGAGCUGUGCCUCGGGGUCUUUUCCGACUCUACCGCCCUCUGAGACUUUCAAAGUCUCAGGCAAUGAGGAGCUCUCCCCUGCCUGGGAAGGGGAGUCCUUCGCCCCUCAAUUUCGAAACUGGUCCCUUGAACGCCCUCGCAUAUACUGUCGCUGCAGUGUCGAGACAGGACAAUGACAAAGGCCUCCUGAGCCCGAGCUCUCCCCUGAGCAGCUGCAGCCUCGAGCCGACUCGGCCACCCGAACUGGCCGCUCCGGUGAAGCUUGGGAGCUUUCUUUCCCGAGGCGAGACGGCUCUCCACGGUGCGGCACGCGGCGGCAGCGUGGCGUGCGUGCGGCUCCUCCUGGAUGCCGGCUCGAACAAGGACGCAAAGAACGACGCUGGUUACACGCCGCUCCACUGGGCCGCACGCAACGGCCACGCCGACUGCGUGGAGCUCCUGCUGAAGGCGGGCGCGGACAAGGGGCUGAAAGAUAUUCGAGGCAUGACAGCGCUUUACUGGGCAGAACGUGAAAGAGUUGAAGACUGCGCGGCGCUCCUUCGCUCCUGA